AGACGUUUACAUUUCUCUACAAGUUCACCGACCACAAAAAUGCCUCGAAUAAGGAAGAAGACAUCGAACCGUCAAAACACUCGAGACAGAGCCAAGAUCACCAAAAAGGCUGCUGAGCAGAAAAGGAAGGACAGAAAGGCCUCUAAGAAGGACCAGACUUGGAAAUCAAAAAAGAAGGCCGAUCCUGGCGUCCCUAACAGUUUCCCUUUUAAGGACCAAGUGCUUGCUGAAAUCGCUGAAGAGAAGCGCAAGUCUGAAGAAGGCAAGAUUGCUCGCAGAGAAGCCGCCAAAGCUCAAAAGUCUACCGGAGCCGAGGACGAAGCCGAUACGCCUGGUGUAUCCUCCCUUGGUCGUACCGUUCUGAAUCGUGUUCCUCUCACGGCUACCUCUGCGGCUGUCGUUACUCCUACUGAGGAUUCCGAUAUCCCUGAACUGAUUGAUACUGCCCUACCGACUCUUCAGGAAGCUUUGGACCGAGCUGAUGUCAUCUGCGAGGUCGUCGACGCGAGAGAUGUCCUUGGUGGAAGAAGUGGGUAUAUUGAAAGGCUCGUCAAGGAGGCCGAGGGCAGGAUUAUCCUGAUCAUCAAUAAGAUCGACCUUGUACCUCGAGAGGUUUUGCAGUCAUGGGUUUCUCAACUUGAUAUCCCGACGUUCCUUUUCAAAUCUGCUCUUCCUGUCCCUCCCACCCCUUCGUCAUCUAGAAACCCAGGACCAUCUUUUUUCUUAGAACCUUCUGUCAUUCUCGGGCGUGAGCAACUGAUUGCCGCAGCUAAAAAGUGGUCUGCAGAGAAGAAAAAGUCCCGAAAGAGUGACGAGCCUCUGGUCCUCGCCCUUAUGGGGCUGCCAUCUGUUGGUAAAACUUCUAUCCUCAACUCUCUUCUCCCUUCCACUGCCAACAAGUCUCGACACGUUGUUGCCCCUCUUAUCCCAUCUGGCCAGUCAGCCAAGUCCCUUCAACCUACGACCAAAUCACCUGUCGAGGUCGAGAUAGAUGUUGAUGGUUUGAAAAUAAAGGUCAUUGACACUCCCGGUUGGGAGCCAGUGGAAGAUGAGAAAGAUGAAGAUGAAGACGAAGAGGAAGAUGAACAAAUCCCGGAGAAAUGGGACAGACUUGAAGCUAAACUCUCCGGGGAUCUUUUAAGAAGAAAUCUAGGUCGCGUAGACAGAGUUAAAGAUGUUUUCCCUUUAGUGAGCUACAUCGUGGAAAGAUCCAACCACCAAGACUUGAUGUUGGCUUAUAACAUCCCAUUCUUUGAGAAGGGUGAUCUGGAGGCCUUUUUGACUGGUCUUGCCCGCGCCCAGCAAAGAAUCAGGAAGCAUGGCGAGCCCGACCUAGAAGGAGCCGCUCGUGUUCUUUUGCGUGACUGGGCACACAACAACUUCCCUUACUAUUCUUUGCCUUCCUCCACCUCUGCUUCCAAGAUGGAUGUCGACGCUUCUAAAGCGAUUGAUAAGUAUGACAUGACAGCAAUACUGGAAAAAUGCCGAGGCAAAAAGGAAAUGAAAAAGGAAAGUAGUAAAGGAAUGAUUAGAUUCAAAGGCGGGGAGAUUGAUGAGCGAGAAAUUAUCCUUGACGAUGACUACACCGCGAUGAUGACUGUCACUUCCGACGAUGAAGAGCAGGAGGAGAUUGAUGACGAGGAAGAUAUUGAUGAUGAGGACGAAGACGAGGAUGAGGACGGCAUAGAACUUGCGUCCGCCUCCGAUGAUGAGCCCGUCAUCAUUGGCUCAGACGAAGGGGAAGUUCUCGAGCUUUCUGAAGGUAAAGAGCCCUCUGAGUCGGAAUCGUCCCCCGAGCCGGAACCCCGACUUCCGUCUCCAUCUUCUUCCAAGCCCAAGAAGCGCCGUAUUUCAGAAGCUUCCGUUGCCCCUGCGAAGAAAGCCAAAAGGGUGUCGUUUGCCAGAAAUGUACCCGAUGGCGAGGAGAGAAAUAUUAGGGGUGGGAAAAAGGGCAAAGGGAGGAAGUAGGAUUGUAUGUGCUAUGCAUCGUCGUGAUCAUUAUUGGUCUUAUUGAUGGCAGAUGAUUUGGUUACAUGAUGAUCAACUCUUGUAUGCAU
Messenger RNA from Cryptococcus deneoformans JEC21, 2057 nucleotides. Its product is annotated as GTP-binding protein, putative. The coding region runs from base 40 to 1968 and encodes 642 amino acids. Gene Ontology annotation, cellular component: nucleolus. Gene Ontology annotation, molecular function: GTP binding. Lineage: Eukaryota; Fungi; Basidiomycota; Tremellomycetes; Tremellales; Cryptococcaceae. The transcript is spliced from 7 exons. The record is from RefSeq and is a predicted model, not a curated record.